Caenorhabditis elegans is the source of this 585-nucleotide messenger RNA. RefSeq names its product Exostosin domain-containing protein (gene F49H12.7). The coding region runs from base 14 to 466 and encodes 150 amino acids. The transcript is spliced from 4 exons. NCBI's taxonomy places the organism in Eukaryota, Metazoa, Nematoda, Chromadorea, Rhabditida, Rhabditidae. The record is from RefSeq and is marked reviewed.
CAAAUUUCAGCAGAUGACAAUUCCGGUUGCAAAACCAUAUCCCAGUGGAGAAGGUGUGGAAUAUCCCAGAAAUAUGUAUUUUUUCGACAAUGCAACUAACGAUGAAAUUGUGAUUUUAGAGGAGCAGCAACAUGAUCCAAGAGUCAUUCUGUUAGCUCAACUACGUAAUUGUCUAUUUGUACCUUAUCGACAAACAUUUAAAACAAACGUUCCAGAAGUAGUAUAUAACGACUUCACUGAUAGAAGUUCUCAUUGGAAAGACUAUGUAGACAAAGGAGGAUGGAAAAAUAUCAGAAAGUCACAUCAACUUAUUGCUAAAUUGGUGGCAAAUAGUAUUGCACAAGAAUAUCAUUUAUUGGCAAAAAUUGGAGAAGAACAAAAGUGCUCGUUCGGCCUCGAGAACAUUGCACUUCAUCUUCGCGAUGUCAUCAGCAUGGAAACGUUCUUCACGAGUCUUCUAUUCUAACAAACUGCACAAAAAAGAGAACAAUUUAUUCAAUUGUUAUUUUCAUAGUGUAAUAAACAAUCAAAUGCAAAAACGGAAUCGGCUGUAAAUAACCCGUCAAUAAAUCAGUGACUACCUAA